CAACGCGAGUAUCAUGGACGAACGAAAGAGGAGGGAAAAUCUCGAGACUUACAUUCAAGAUCCACGGAGUGAACUGUACAUUGACGCGCUUUUGGAUGCAAUUCAGUCGCUGGUGUGCGAUUGUGAUUUUCCAGCCCCAAGAGGCAAUAAGAAUUUCGAAAACUUCCUACAAAGAUAUGAGAAACCGAGUGAAGUAAUCGAAGAAUGUCGUUUGAAUGUAAGAGACUUUAAGGUCGUAAAAGUCAUCGGCCGUGGUGCUUUUGGUGAAGUUCAGUUGCAUUCAGCAAAGCUGACAUCUCAUAUGGGAACACUAUGGGGUCCUUUGACUUCAGCCCCAUAUCUUUACCAUAUGAUUCAGAAAUUACUAAAGGGACUGUGA
Messenger RNA from Pocillopora verrucosa, 379 nucleotides. The record is from RefSeq and is a predicted model, not a curated record. NCBI's taxonomy places the organism in Eukaryota, Metazoa, Cnidaria, Anthozoa, Scleractinia, Pocilloporidae.